Messenger RNA from Adineta ricciae, 2481 nucleotides. The record is from the annotation of a GenBank genome assembly. NCBI's taxonomy places the organism in Eukaryota, Metazoa, Rotifera, Eurotatoria, Adinetida, Adinetidae.
AUGACUUGGUGUGCUAAAAUCUAUGAUAUUUUUAAUGGAUGGACUGAUGAUGAACAUGAAUUACCAUCAACACCAGCUGCGAAAUCGAUUAAUGGUCUGCCGGAGACAUCAUUAUCAUCGCGGAUUGCACGAUUUAAUGCACUCAAUGAUAGUCCAUAUUUAGAAAGAUCUCAUUCCAUUUCGAGCAUCACUAAUCCAACAAAUUAUAAGCGACAAAAUCAUAAUCGCUAUUUUACCUAUGAAAAUAAUUUCUAUUCUCAAGACCAAACACCAUAUGGAAUCGCAACAAUUUCAAAUAUGUCACUCAACCUUCCGUCAUAUUCAAAGUAUAUGGGAAGCACAAACAGCUAUUCUCAAGAACAACAACAAAUGGCGAGAAGUUAUUCUUUUGAAUUACGACGCAAUAACUGCACAAUACCAUCGACGGAGACCACAUCGUCCGCUGUCAGAUAUCCUUCCGUUCAACCGCGAACAGAUCUCGUCGAAAAACCUCUACGAUCUUCAUCCGUAAAUGUUUUGAUGAAUAGUUCAAUGAUUGGAAGUCGAGCUUCAUUGCCAAAUCGAAAGGAAGUGCUGGGUCCACGUUUAUCCACGCGCUCGUCAUAUUCAGUUCCCGAAUAUGAAAACAACGACGUUCCAUCUCGAAAUAAUGAGCAAAUUGAACAAGCAGUUCAAUAUUAUAUAAAAGAGAUGUUGACAUCAUCACCUACCUGUGUGUUUCCAAUGGUCUAUAGUUUUCCUUCAAAUGAAAUGUUACAGUAUAGUGACUGUCAUCGCAUCGAAGGUGGUUAUGAUGAUCCAUCACAAUGGAUUAUCCAAACGAAAAUUCCCCCAGUUGAUUGUCGAGUUAUGUCGGACAAUGUUGCAGCGAUCUAUUCGAAUUAUUUCUACGAUCAAUAUCAUUAUAAUCUAUUUGCAAUCGAUGAAAAUUCCAAUCCAGUUAUCAUGUCAAUCAAGCCCAAUGAUAAUAAAUUAACAAUCAUUGUUCGAACGAAGGAAAGUUCGCAAUGUAUGGACAUUGUUGAGAAUACUUCCGAUUCAAUUGAUUAUGUUUAUCUAUCGAAACAAUUGUAUCCUGACCUACAAGUGUCACAGUUUGAGAAUUGCACUAAUUUGAAAGCACAGCAAUUUAUUAAAAAUUAUGAUGAGAAGCUUGAGACUCAUAAAUUUAAAUUCGGAGUGAUUUAUCAAAAACGUGGCCAAACAACCGAGGAAGAGUUUUUCAAUAACGAACGACACGGCAGAUCAUUGGAUGAAUUUCUCGAUAUCAUUGCCACGAGAGUUUCACUAAAAAAUUUCAAAGGCUAUCGUGCUGGUCUUGAUGUAAGCGAACAAACGGAUUCCCCUAUAUCCUACUAUGAGCUAUACGAUCAAAAAGAAAUCAUGUUUCACGUCAGUACAUUGUUACCAUUUACACAUACUGAUACAUCACAAAUUCAACGUAAACGUCACAUUGGCAAUGAUAUUGUCACCAUUGUUUUUCAAGAAGAAAACACACCAUUUCAUCCCAGUAUGAUCAAAUCGAAUUUUCUACACGUUUUCCUUGUUGUACAACCUGUGCAAGUCCUUUCACGAACGUGCUAUAAAAUGACGUUGGUCACUCGUGAUGAUAUUGAACUAUUUCCACCAAUUCUUCAGCGAAACGUCGUUUAUGUUCGUACUGCGGAAAAUUUGAAACCAUUUAUUCUAUCGAAGUUAAUCAACGCAGAAUACGCAGCUUAUCGUUGUCGAACAUUUUCUCUGUUGCAAGAACGGACACGAUGUUCGUACCUGAAGACAUUGUGCGAAAAUUUAACGGAGAAAUCAUAUGAUUUAUUAUGUGAUGAACAAAAGCGUGCGAGUAACCGUCGUUUAUCUAUCUUGUCGAAUUCGUCAAAGAAACGCUAUUUUUCCAAUGUGAAGAAAAUGUUUACGAGAAGUAAUAGUACACCCGAUGGACCUCAACCUCAGUCAAGUAAAUCUGAACAAAUAACGAAUGAAAAAGAACGACGAAAAAAUGGAAAGAAAUUGUUACGAUUAGGCAAAUCAGUUGACAAUGAUGAUAAUGUUGUCAAUCAACGUUCGUCAGUUGCAAUAUCCUUGCCCGAUCAAGAUUUACCGCGUGAACGUGACUUAAUCAAUCGACGCGGCACUCGACAAAGUAACGAAAGUCUAGAAAGUAGUGGUGAUAUGCCAUCAUCUGAACAACGUUCUGCAAUUGCACAUUAUCCCACACGUUCAGUUCAUACUUACUACGGAGAUGAAUCUGACGAAGGCUUGGAUAGUAUGUCAUCAGCAGAUACAGCAUUCUCACAUAAUCAAACGCGUGUGCCAUAUGACAGUGAUGAUCAAGAUGCCUAUCGGCAGCAACUUCGUGAGAAAUCUCAACCAACUCAUAUUUCUCAUCCAUGGCACCGUCUAUCUGGUCCACGGCAAGGAAAUGUUCAAAUCUACACUCCUCAAACAGCUGGUAUUCACAUCAGUGAGGCAGCUACUGUUUAA